This is a messenger RNA of Caenorhabditis bovis, 6429 nucleotides long. The record is from the annotation of a GenBank genome assembly. NCBI's taxonomy places the organism in Eukaryota, Metazoa, Nematoda, Chromadorea, Rhabditida, Rhabditidae.
AUGGCCGAUGAAUUGGCCAGAAUUCAGCAAUAUGAGUAUCGACAGAACUCAAACUUGGUCCUGUCAGUUGAUUACAAUCUUACGGACCGACGCGGACGUGAAGAGCCUACUGGUGAAGUUUUGCCACUGACUGAUAAAUUGAUGAAGACAAUGAAAAUGGGAGAUCGAGCGAUCAAGUCGAAAGCUCCCAUUCAAGAGCAAAAGAAAAAGAAGAAGAAGAAGGAUGAAGAUAAAUCUUUGAGAUUAGUCGCCAAAAAUGUUCUUGGAGAUAAUACAGAGCUCAUGGGAGCUUAUAAGCCAAGAACACAGGAAACGAAACAGACUUAUGAAGUGAUUUUGGCAUUUAUUCAAGAAGCCAUUGGUGAUCAGCCGCGUGAUAUUCUUUGCGGUGCCGCUGAUGAAGUGCUCAUCACGCUGAAAAGUGACAAGCUUCGUGAGAAGGAUAAGAGAAAGGAGGUCGAGCAGCUGUUGGGCUCCCUAACCGAUGAGCGAGUCGCGGUUUUGAUUAAUUUGGCGAAAAAAAUUACUGAUUUUUCGCUUGAUGAUGAUAACAAGAAUGAUAUGGAUGAGCUUGAUGAAAAUGAAGGAGUUAAUGUGCAAUUCGAUUCUGAUGAGGAAGAUGAGGAUGGGGUUGUUGAAGAAAUUAAGGGAGAAAGCGAUGAAAGUGAGGAGGAGGAAGGAGUUGAUACCGAUUUCACUGCAACUUUAAAAGGAGAUGGACAACUUGAAGAUGAAGAAAAAGCUAGAGGGAUACUUCAUCCCCGUGAUAUUGAUGCCCACUGGAUUCAAAGAUCCCUUGCGAAAUUUUACAAGGAUCCUUUGAUGGCUCAGCAGAAAGUGAAGGAAAUUAUCAAUAUUUUGAAAGAUGCUGCAGACGAUCGCGAAGCUGAGAAUCAGCUAGUUCUUCUCCUUGGAUUCGAUCAAUUCGACUUUAUUAAAAUCCUUCGCCAAAAUCGGUUGAUGGUCCUUUACUGCACUCUCCUUCGACAGGCAAGUGAUGAAGAGCGACAGAAAAUUGAGGAUGACAUGCGCAGCAAGCCGGAAUUGCACCAUAUUCUAACCAAAUUGCAAGAAACGGAGACUGAAGAUAUCGUUGAAACGGAGAAAGCGAAGCGGGAUAAGGAGCGAUCUAAGAAAGCUGCGGCGGCAGCAGCUGAAGAAGCCAUUAAUGCUGGGCAGUGGCAGGCGGGGAGAAAAAUGUUGGAUCUGGCUGAUCUCACAUUCUCGCAAGGUUCUCAUUUGAUGAGCAAUAAAAGGUGUGAAUUGCCUGAUGGUUCUUAUCGUAAACAGAAGAAGAGUUACGAAGAGAUUCACGUUCCCGCGCUUAAGCCGAAGCCAUUCGCUGAAGGCGAAAAGUUAAUUCCGAUCUCGGAGCUUCCCAAAUGGGCCCAGCCUGCUUUUGAUGGAUACAAGUCUUUGAAUCGGAUUCAGUCGAGAUUGUGCAAAAGUGCACUUCAUUCCGAUGAGCAUUUGUUGCUUUGUGCUCCCACGGGAGCUGGUAAAACGAAUGUCGCGCUUCUGACAAUUUUACAUGAAAUUGGAAAACAUUUGGACGAGGAGGGAAAGGUGAAGCAUGACGAGUUCAAAGUGAUCUACAUUGCCCCAAUGAAAUCGCUGGUACAGGAAAUGGUUGGAAGUUUCACUAAGAGGCUAGCUCCUUAUGGAAUUACGGUCGGAGAAAUGACUGGAGACGCACAAAUGAGCAAAGAGCAAUUUAUGGGAACACAGGUUAUCGUUUGUACACCGGAAAAGUAUGAUGUAGUGACAAGAAAAGGAGGAGAACGCGCCUACAGUACAAUGGUUCGGCUUUUAAUUAUUGAUGAAAUUCAUUUGCUUCAUGAUGAUCGAGGACCGGUACUUGAGUCAAUUGUUGUGCGUACAAUUCGUCAAAUGGAACAGAAUAAUGAUGAAUGCCGGCUUGUUGGAUUGUCAGCUACGCUUCCGAACUAUCAGGAUGUUGCCACGUUCCUUCGUGUGAAGGCUGAACACCUGUACUUCUUCGAUAACAGCUAUCGUCCAGUUCCCCUCGAGCAACAGUAUAUUGGAGUCACGGAGAAGAAGGCUUUGAAACGAUUCCAGGCGAUGAACGAAGUUGUUUAUGAUAAAAUCAUGGAGCAUGCUGGAAAGAGCCAGGUUUUGGUAUUCGUCCAUUCGAGAAAAGAAACCGCGAAGACGGCAAAAGCGAUUCGAGAUGCUUGCCUUGAAAAAGAUACCCUUUCGGCUUUCAUGAAAGAAGGAUCGGCGAGUACGGAGAUUUUGAGAACGGAAGCCGAGCCUGUGAAGAAUUUGGAUCUUAAGGAUCUCCUUCCUUAUGGAUUCGCGAUUCACCAUGCUGGAAUGAACCGAGUUGAUCGUACACUGGUGGAAGAUUUAUUUGCUGAUAGGCAUAUUCAAGUUCUUUUCUCAACGGCCACACUUGCAUGGGGAGUCAAUCUUCCUGCGCAUACCGUCAUCAUCAAGGGAACCCAAAUUUACAAUCCAGAAAAGGGAAGAUGGACAGAGCUUGGCGCGUUGGAUAUCAUGCAGAUGCUUGGACGUGCCGGACGUCCGCAGUAUGAUUCGAAAGGAGAAGGAAUCUUGAUCACGAACCACUCGGAGCUUCAAUAUUAUCUAUCGUUGAUGAAUCAGCAACUUCCUGUGGAGAGUCAAAUGAUUUCGAGACUUACUGAUAUGUUGAAUGCCGAAAUUGUGUUGGGCACAGUGAGCAGUGUGAGCGAGGCUACGAACUGGUUGGGAUAUACGUACCUGUAUGUCAGAAUGCUGAAGAACCCGACACUUUACGGAAUUACGCAUGAGCAAGCGAAAGCCGAUCCACUUUUGGAGCAACGACGGGCGGAUUUGAUUCAUACAGCUUGCACUCUUCUGGACAAGGCCAAAUUGGUGAAUUAUGAUAAGCGAAGCGGACUGAUUCAAGCUACCGAACUUGGGAGAAUUGCUUCUCAUUAUUACUGCACUUACGAAUCGAUUCAAACUUACAACAAAUUGCUUGUUGAAACUUGCUCCGAUAUUGAUUUGUUCCGAAUUUUCUCGAUGAGCUCAGAAUUCAAACUGUUGUCGGUUCGCGAGGAGGAGAAAUUGGAAUUGCAGAAGCUCGCUGAGCAUGCGCCAAUUCCUAUUAAGGAGAGCUUGGAGGAGGCAUCGGCGAAGACGAAUGUGCUCCUACAGGCUUACAUCUCGCAGCUGAAACUUGAAGGAUUCGCUCUUCAAGCUGAUAUGGUUUUUGUCGCGCAAUCGGCUGGACGUCUCUUCCGCGCUUUGUUCGAAAUCGUUCUUUGGAGAGGAUGGGCUGGACUUGCGUUGAAAGUAUUGACGCUUUGCAAAAUGGUCACUCAACGACAAUGGGGAUCAUUGAACCCACUGCAUCAAUUCAAGAAAAUUCCGAGCGAAGUGGUCCGUUCUAUCGAUAAGAAGAAUUAUUCGUUUGAUAGAUUAUAUGAUUUGGAUCAACACCAGCUCGGAGACCUCAUCAAAAUGCCAAAAAUGGGAAAGCCAUUGUAUAAGUUUAUUAGACAAUUCCCGAAGUUGGAAAUGACUACUUUGAUUCAACCGAUUACGAGGACUACAAUGAGAAUCGAGCUCUCGAUUACACCGGACUUCCAGUGGGAUGAAAAAGUUCAUGGAAAUGCUGAAGGAUUCUGGAUCUUUGUUGAGGAUACUGAUGGCGAGAAGAUUCUUCAUCAUGAGUUCUUCUUGUUGAAGCAAAAGUUCGCGACGGACGAGCAUGUUGUCAAGAUGAUUGUUCCGAUGUUUGACCCAAUGCCGCCGCUUUACUUUGUUAGAAUUGUUUCGGACCGCUGGAUUGGAUCGGAGACUGUGCUUCCGGUGUCGUUCCGACACUUGAUACUUCCCGAGAAGUACCCGCCUCCAACUGAGUUGCUUGACUUGCAGCCGCUUCCGAUAUCGGCUGUUAACAAUAAGGCACACAUGAAGGUUUUUAUGGACAAGGAGAUCAAAGUGUUCAAUGCAAUUCAGACUCAAGUCUUCCGUACGGUCUAUGAAAGUAAUGAGAAUGUAAUUGUAUGCGCUCCAAAUGGAUCUGGAAAGACUGCGAUCGCUGAACUCGCCAUUUUGCGAUUCUUUGAGAAUACACCAGAAUCGAAAUGUGUCUAUGUGACACCAAUGGAGGAUAUGGCUAUUAAGGUGUUUGCUGAUUGGCAGCAGAGGAUUGAACCAGUUAUCGAUCAGCAGGUCGUCAUGCUCACUGGAGAGCCGUCCACGGAUUUGAAGCUUCUUCAGCGAGGAAAAUUGAUUAUUGCGACGCCGGAGAGAUGGGACAAUGUUUCGAGACGUUGGAAACAGAGGAAGAAUGUGCAAGCUGUAAAGCUUUUCAUUACUGAUGAUUUGCAUAUGAUUGGAGCUGGCAAUGGACCGGUUUUGGAGGUUGUCUGCUCGAGAAUGCGCUAUAUUUCGGCACAAUUAGAGUCGGCGAUUCGAAUUGUCGCCCUUUCAUCAUCAUUGACGAAUGCGAGAGAUCUUGGAAUGUGGCUGGGAUGCUCGGCUUCUUCGACGUUCAACUUCCUUCCCGUCACAAGACCAAUUCCUUUGGAAUUGGAGAUCAAGGGAUUCAACCUCUCGCAUAAUGCGUCGAGAUUCGCUGCCAUGGAACGCCCCGUUUAUCAGUCAAUUGUUAGACAUGCUGGAAAACUCCGACCGAAACCAGCUCUUGUCUUCGUGCCGGUUCGUCGCCAAGCGCGACCAACUGCUGUUGGAAUUCUCACGAUGGCGUUAGCGGAUGGCGCUUCGAAAAGAUUCUUGCACAUCAAUGAACAAGAUGAGACUUUUGUCUCGUUGCUCGGAAUGAUUGAAGACGAAACUCUGAAGGAGACCCUCUCCUUUGGUGUUGGAUUCCUUCAUGAAGGAACCUCGGCCAAAGAUAUGAAUAUUGUUGAGCAACUGUUCACCAGUGGAGCAAUUCAAGUUUGCGUGGUCCCAAGAGGAAUGUGCUAUCAGAUUAAUAUGAGCGCGUAUCUUGUGGUUAUCAUGGACACGCAGUUCUACAAUGGAAAGUAUCAUGUAUAUGAGGAUUAUCCGAUCGGUGAUAUGCUGCAUAUGGUGGGACUCGCGAAUCGGCCGACGGUUGACACCGAAGCAAAAUGUGUUGUUAUGUGUCAAUCAUCGAAAAAGGCCUACUUCAAGAAGUUCCUGUUCGAUCCGCUUCCAGUUGAAUCCCAUCUUGACCACUGCCUUCAUGAUCACUUCAAUGCGGAAAUUGUGACGAAAACCAUCGAAAAUAAGCAGGAUGCGAUUGAUUACCUCACUUGGACCCUAUUGUAUCGUCGAAUGACGCAAAAUCCGAACUACUACAAUUUACAAGGGGUGUCUCAUCGGCAUUUGUCCGACGCGCUCUCGGAACUUGUUGAGAAUACGCUGAAAGAUUUGGAGAAUAGCAAAUGCAUUGCUAUCAAGGACGAUAUGGAUACGGUGUCGCUGAAUUUGGGAAUGAUUGCUGCUUACUAUUAUAUAUCGUAUACCACUAUUGAACUUUUCUCAAUGUCCCUGCAAUCGAAAACGAAAAUGCGUGCGCUUGUGGAGAUUAUCUCGAAUGCUAGCGAGUUCUCGAAUGUUCCGAUGCGUCACAAAGAGGACAUUGUGCUUAAGCAGCUCGCUGAUCGUCUGCCUGGACAGUUGAAGAACCAGAAAUUCACUGAUCCGCAUGUCAAGGUCAACCUUCUUAUUCAUGCACAUCUUUCAAGAAUUAAACUCACGGCUGAGCUUAAUAAGGAUACGGAAUUGAUUGUUCUGAAGGCUAUUCGAUUGGUACAAGCUUGUGUUGAUGUCCUUUCCAGUAACGGAUGGUUGUCUCCUGCUAUUCACGCUAUGGAGCUGUCGCAGAUGCUCACACAGGCAAUGUACAGCAAUGAACCGUAUUUGAAACAGCUUCCGCAUUGCACCCAAUCACUUUUGGAUCGAGCGAAGGAAAAGAAGGUGGAGUCGGUCUUCGAGCUGCUUGAACUGGAGAAUGACGAUCGAAUGGAGAUUCUUGGAAUGGAGGGCGCUCAACUAGCUGAUGUGGCCAAAUUCUGCAAUAACUAUCCGUCCAUUGAAGUGGAGCAUGAGCUGGAAAGCUCGGCAGUUGCUGUAAACGAUUCCGUUGUUGUCAAUGUUUCUAUGGAGCGUGAUAAUGAUAUUGAUGGUCUUGCUCCUCCAGUUGUUGCCCCAUUGUUCCCGCAGAAGAGGAAAGAGGAAGGAUGGUGGCUUGUUAUUGGAGAUGUGGAAUCCAAUACACUUCAUUCUAUUAAACGCUUGAUUAUUAAUGAGAAGGCUGCCAUGAAAAUGGACUUUACCGCGUCGAAGCCUGGCAAACACACCUACAAAUUGUACUUUAUCUCGGACUCAUAUUUGGGAGCAGAUCAGGAAUUCGACUUCACUUUCAAGGUUGAAGAAUCUGGAAGAUCUCGCAAAAGGAAGCAUGAAAAAGAUGAUAACUAA